AGUACCGAUAAACACAGCCUCGUCGUUUGGCAUCGACGUUCCCGCGCUGGUCUCUUCCUAGCUUAUUUAUUCUCCUUGCAUGAAGUUAGAUUGUUCUUUGUCGGGAGGGCGUGAGUUUUCCACGAUAUUCGCGCGAAUAUUAACGUGACGAUGCCGAAAAGAAAGAAUCAAGCAUUAAUAGAUUCUGAAAGUAGUGGCAGCGCAUCGGAAAGUGGCUCGGAUUUGGAUAAUGAUCUACUGUCACUUGCCAAGAAGAAGAAAGGUAAAUCUCAAGAUGACUCUCAAUCCAAUGAAGACAACAAUGUUGCUAAGAAAGACGUCAGGCAUGAUUCUGAUACAUCAGAUUCUGACGAUGAUUGGGGAGCAAAAACUGGAAAGAGUAAAAAGAAAAAAGCACCGACUAAAAGAAGUAAACGAAAGAUGACAAAAUCUAGUAGCGAAGAUAGUGGAAGUGAAAAGGAAUCUGCAAAAGUUUCAGAACCAGAGGAAGGUGAAGUCUCAGAUUCUGAUGCAAGCGUUUCGGAUUCUAGUCAAGAGGAAUUUAAUGAUGGUUAUGAUGACAAAUUAAUGGGAGAUGCGGAAGAUCAAGCGAGACUAGCACAAAUGACUGAAAAAGAAAGAGAACAAGAAAUUUUUAAACGGAUAGAACAAAGAGAAAUUAUGAAAACUAGAUUUGAAAUAGAGAAAAAAUUGAGAAUGGCAAAGAAACAAGAACUCAAGAAACAAAAGGAAUCGAAGAAGAAGGAAAAAGGUGUGGAAGAUAAAAAGAUAGAUAGAGCACCAGAUCCUAAGGAGAGAAGUAAAGAUCGUAAGAAGACAAUAGAGGAGAAACAAGAUAAAAAGUUUCAUGCAAUGUCUUUGCUGAAGGCAAGACGUGAAGAAAAGAAAGAAAGAGAGGAAAAAGAAAAGCAACGAAUAGAGCAGCAACAACAACAAUCAAAAGAUAUAGAAGAGGAGGAAUUAGAAGAUGAUCAUAAAGGAGGUGCGAAUAAGACAAAGUUGAAAGCUUCAGAUAUUUAUUCCGAUGACAGUGGUUCUUCGGACAGUGGAGAAGAGGAAACAAGUAAACCAGCAUCACAUCAAAGGUCAUCUUCCAGCGAAAGUAGGGAUUCUGAUUCUGAUAAUGACAAAAAAUCUGUGACCAGUAACAAAGCUAAACCGAAAAAACCAUUAUACGUCAGUACUAAAGAAGAUUUGAACAAAAUCAGAUUAUCUCGCCAUAAAAUGGAAAGAUUUGUUCAUCUUCCAUUUUUCGAUCGGGUUGUACAAGGUUGUUUUGUUAGAAUUGGCAUUGGAAAUAAUAAUGGCAAGGCGGUUUAUAGAGUAGCAGAGAUCAGCGGAGUUUGUGAGACUGGUAAAAUUUAUCAAUUAGGUGGUACAAGAACAAACAAAGGAUUAAAAUUAAGACAUGGUGCUCAGGAACGUGUAUUUAGAUUAGAAUUCGUAUCGAAUCAAGAAUUCACAGAAUCUGAAUUCUUUAAAUGGAAAGAGACAUGUGCUUUGCAAGGGAUAUCAAUGCCUACAUUCGAUGAAGUAGAACAAAAAUUGAAGGACAUUAAGGAGGCCUUAGUAUACGAAUUCAAAGAAGAGGAUAUUGAGAAAAUAGUAAGAGAAAAAGAAAGAUUUAAACAAACUCCAUAUAAUUAUGCGAUGAAAAAAGCACAAUUAAUGCGAGAAAGAGAUGCAGCCAAUUGUAGAGGAGACGAUGAAACUGCAAGUCGUCUUAAUCAAGAAUUGAGCGAAUUAGAAGAACGUGCUUCUGAACUUGAUAAAAUGCGAACAGCAACAAUAUCAAGUAUCUCGUACAUAAAUGACCGUAAUAGGAAAAAGAAUGUUGAAGAAGCAGAAAAAGCUAUUAUGGAAGAAAUAAAAGCUAACAAGGGGAAGAAAGUAGAUGAUCCAUUCACUAGACGUAGUACGAAACCAAGGAUGGUUUAUAAACCUGACGAUGAGGAUACACCUUCUGCGACUGGAGCAAAUGAAAAGUCAGGUUCUCAACAAAUUGGUGACUCUAUUUCAAUUGGAAAUGAAAAAGAAAAUGGCCAAGAAGUAAAGAAAAAACAAAGCACGGAAGAUUUGUUCAAUGCACAUGAUUUUGAUAUCACAAUAGAUUUAGAAGUACCAAUCCCAAAUAAUCCCGUUAGCGUUUUACCCAAACCUGUCAGUAAUAUCAAGGAUACAGGACCUCGUCGUUCCUUAAAUUUAGAAGAUUAUAAGAAGAAACGUGGACUUAUCUAACAGUUUAUUUACCUUAGACUGAAUAAUGCUGAAAUUAAUUUAUCAACGUUAUGUUAUAAUAACCGAUAUAAAUAUCUUAGCUAUUUUUGUCACUAUUGAAAGAAGGACAAAAUUAUAGUAUUGCUAGCUGCUCAUCAUAAUGAUUAUUAUCUUUUUAAAUGAUUAUUAUAGAGAGAGAUCAUAUUGCUAUUAUUGAGAGAAAGAUUUCUUAGUAAACAUGAAGAGAGGUUGUCGGUAUUAUUAUAAAAAUACUUUUCUUGAAUAAUAAGCUUAUAAGUACUUAAAAAAAAAAAAAAAAAAAAAA
Molecule: messenger RNA, 2542 nt
Organism: Vespa mandarinia (Asian giant hornet)
Lineage: Eukaryota; Metazoa; Arthropoda; Insecta; Hymenoptera; Vespidae
Gene: Rtf1
Product: RNA polymerase-associated protein Rtf1
Cellular component (GO): Cdc73/Paf1 complex
Molecular function (GO): DNA binding; RNA polymerase II C-terminal domain phosphoserine binding
Source: RefSeq, a predicted model, not a curated record